Messenger RNA from Arachis duranensis, 1732 nucleotides. Its product is annotated as frataxin, mitochondrial. Gene Ontology annotation, molecular function: ferric iron binding; ferroxidase activity; iron chaperone activity. The transcript is spliced from 6 exons. Gene Ontology annotation, biological process: iron incorporation into metallo-sulfur cluster; intracellular iron ion homeostasis. The record is from RefSeq and is a predicted model, not a curated record. The coding region runs from base 942 to 1523 and encodes 193 amino acids. Lineage: Eukaryota; Viridiplantae; Streptophyta; Magnoliopsida; Fabales; Fabaceae. Gene Ontology annotation, cellular component: mitochondrion.
CCCUGUCGCCAAGAGAAUGAACGAAGGAAUUGAAAAUCGAUCAUCCAACAACCAAUUAGAGUCGGUUUAACUAUGGGUUUAACAAAAAACAAAAGCCUAAUUUCCCACAGCUCCCCCUCCCUUUCCCCAAACUCAAUCACUCUCUUUCUCUCACAGAAGCGCAUACACUCGGGCAGUAGUUCUCAGCCUCAGCAUCUCACACUCUCACCUCUCUACCUCACUCACCGUUACCGCACGGUCACCGCCUUGUCUCCGCGCCGCCAGUCGCUACUCGCAUUUGCUUCGUCCACCUGCGCGCCUCCCUCUGUUUCGUCCUUGCCGUCUUAGCUCCGCCGUGGCUUGCCUUCUCUGCCUCGGCCUUGUGCCUCCUCUGUCUCUGCUCGUGCGACCACAUCUAUUACCCUUUCACUCAGAACCCCACCCCCACCCCUACCCCUUUCUCUCUCUGACUCCAACCCAACCCUAACCCCUUUCUCACCCGCCGCCUUCUCCAUCGCCGAAACACACGUCCACCGCACUCACCGCCGCCCUCGAAUCUGCUCCAGUUGCCGUCCCCACUGCUCAAGCACGUCGCCGCUCGUCUCCUCCGUCGCACAGUCCCUGCUCUGCAGUCGCCACUACUCAAGCUCAUCUCCUCCAUCUCGUUCCUCCAUCUCGUUCCUCAUCCAGUUCGCCGCGCUCCGUCUCGUGUGUCCAUCGUGCUCCCGCUCCCUCGCCUCUGUGCUCUAUGCUCUGGAAGGAAAAAGAUCCUCCUCUCACAGCCAAUCUACCGCUAAGCUCUCUCCGGCCCGUUGCUCACUGGAUUGACGGCAUUAGGAUCUUAUUUUUGGGGGGGAUUGGAUACUACUCGGGCCUGUUAGGAUCUUGAAGCCCAUUUUUGGGAAUUUUUUUUUCCAUUCAUUUGGGAACACAGCGAAAACAAGAUUCACCGUUGAGACACCAUGGCCACCAAGUUGCUUCUGAAGAGAGCAAGAGCAAGUCUCUCUAGGUCCUCCUUGCAAUUCUCACCUUCUUCUUUCCGGAUUCUCUAUGUUAAAGCUUCAUCAGAAAUCUUUGGUAAAUUGUGCCACAACGCGCAUCUUCUACCCCUGCCGUUAUCACCUUCUUCCAGAACCUUCUGUUCUCGCAGUUCAAAACUUCUAGAUGAAUCUCAGGGCCCUGCCGCCAUUGAUUACCGUUCUCUACUGCAGGAGGGUGAAUUUCACAAGCUUGCUGAUUCCACUAUACAUAGCCUACAGGAGAAACUUGAGGAUUACGGAGAUGAUGUUGAAGUUGAUGGAUUUGACAUAGACUAUGGGAAUGAUGUUUUGACUGUAAAACUUGGCAAUCUGGGCACCUAUGUCUUGAACAAACAAACACCAAAUAGGCAACUUUGGUUGUCUUCUCCUGUAAGUGGCCCCUCAAGGUUUGAUUGGGAUCGUGGGAGUAAAGUUUGGAUUUAUAGACGAAACAAAGCAAAUUUGUACGAAGUUUUAGAAACCGAGUUGGAGCAGCUGUGUGGCAAACCUAUUGUUCUUUCCUAAUGUUGUUUGAGAGAAGAUGUUUUUUAUUUAGAAGAUAAAUAGCAUUGAUGAUGGCCUUGGAAUUAACAUGCAUUUGUAGCAUGAUUUUUCCCCAUCCCUUUGCCACUGUUCACUUUACUGUCAAUUAUACGGAUAUGGGAAUAUUGUAUACUAUAAAUAAUCAAUUCCGUAGAAUUUCAAUGCAAAAAUGUUAGCAGUAGUUUGCUUCU